This is a messenger RNA of Sardina pilchardus (European sardine), 1196 nucleotides long. RefSeq names its product microfibril-associated glycoprotein 4-like. Lineage: Eukaryota; Metazoa; Chordata; Actinopteri; Clupeiformes; Clupeidae. The transcript has 6 exons. The record is from RefSeq and is a predicted model, not a curated record. Bases 48 to 788 code for a protein of 246 amino acids. Gene Ontology annotation, biological process: elastic fiber assembly.
ACCAGAGAUCAGAGGGACCAACAAAGCUCAUCACGUCGUCUACAAAAAUGGGAACAAAUGCACCUCAGAUCAGGAUGCUGGUCCUGCUUGUUCUAGCCCUGCUCCUCCCUGCCUCUCUCUGCUCCUCUCUGCUGCUGCCAGUGGACUGUGCAGAUAUCCAUGAGCACUACCCCUCCAAGCCCAGUGGGGUGUACACCAUCUUCCCUGGGGGGCCCGUCUCCCCCCUGCAGGUCUACUGUGACAUGGACACCGAUGGGGGAGGAUGGACGACCUUCCAGAGGAGGAUAGAUGGCUCUGUGAACUUCUACAGGCCCUGGAGUCACUACAAGAAGGGUUUUGGCAAUAAGAAUGGGGAGUACUGGCUAGGGCUGGACAACAUCUUGCUGCUGACCUUGAGGAACAAUAAUGAGCUGAGGGUGGACAUGGAGGACUGGGACGGGGGAAAGGUGUACGCUCAGUAUACGUCCUUCUCUGUGGACCUUGAGACCUUCGGAUACACACUGCGACUGGGCAGCUUCAUCAAUGGAGGAGCAGGUGAUGGCCUGGCCUACCACAAUGGAAUGAAGUUCAGCACCUUCGACAAAGACCAGGAUACAUCUGGUGGGAAUUGUGCUAAACUUUAUCUUGGGGCCUUCUGGUAUGCUGAUUGUCAUUAUGCCAAUCCCAAUGGUGUUUACAGGUGGGGGGCAGAUAAUACACUGUUUGCAGUUGGAGUUGAUUGGAACCAAUUUAAAGGUUAUGAUUACUCUCUGAAAUCCAUCAACAUGAAGAUCAGACCGGUGUCCUAAAACGUGAAGAAUUCUGAAAUAUAUUGUGUGCCACAACUGAAUAGUCAAACAAAUGCUAUCAGUUUUCAGGCCAGUUUAUCUGAUCGUUAUUCUAAUAAGCUGGGCCUCAUGGGAUACUUUUGCUGAUAAGAGACAAAUUCAGUACAAGCCUUCUCUCAUUAUGUUACAUAACCGAUUUACGGUACCUGAAAUGUGAGAGGUUUAAUCAGUUUAAAGAUCAAUUUUUUUUUCAAUGUUUAUGCCGUUCAAUGUCUUUUUUAAUAUCAUAAUUACAGCAUAAGAUUGCCUAAUACAUCAUGACAUAGGCUAUAUCAAUACGUAUAAACUUUUGAUAAUUUAUCAAAAUGUCGAAAUGUAUUUGUGCACGGGCGUGUUCAUGUGUUCCUUGUCCCAGUCCUCCAUAAACAC